AAAUAACAAACAAAAAUGGAGAUUAACAAAUUUCUGGCCGUAGUCGUAGCCGUCGUGGUCCUCUACUCCGUCGAAGCGACGGCACAAGGAGGAAACCCUCAGUUGACGGCUUGUCUGCAGAAACUGCUGCCGUGUCAGCCGUACAUACAUUCGCUGAAUCCGCCUCCUCCGCCAUCGUGUUGCGGGCCGAUGAAAGAGAUCGUAGAGAAAGACGCACCGUGUUUAUGCAUCGCUUUUAACAAUCCGGAGGUGCUCAAAGCCCUAAACCUCACCAAAGAGAACGCUCUCCUACUUCCCAAGGCAUGUGGAGUUAAUCCUGACGUUUCACUCUGCUCCAAAAUAGCCACUCCUUCGCCUAUUGCGUCGCCGGGAUCAACCAAUGGAACCUCUUCCGCUUCAACUAUCAGCUUCAAUCGAUUUAGCUUUCUGUCUGCUUUUGUGGCAAUGAUCUUCUUCUGAUUAUGUCAUUUUUUAAUUUAUAAUUAUAUGUGUGAUGACUGUGUAAUUCGGUCAUCAGAAUGUGUUUAAGUAU
Molecule: messenger RNA, 532 nt
Organism: Arabidopsis thaliana (thale cress)
Lineage: Eukaryota; Viridiplantae; Streptophyta; Magnoliopsida; Brassicales; Brassicaceae
Product: Bifunctional inhibitor/lipid-transfer protein/seed storage 2S albumin superfamily protein
Exons: 3
Coding region: 16-459 (147 amino acids)
Cellular component (GO): plasma membrane
Source: RefSeq, marked reviewed